UUGUAUCAUCUCAAUUCUCCCUCCCACCCUUCAAUUUCCUUUGCCUCCCCCAGGAUGCUAUUCUCAACGCCUGUUACCGGGGCUGCCGGCUGUUUUCCAUCUGUCAUUUUGUGGAUGCCACCGCUGAGCUGAAUGCAACCAGAGCCGAGUGCGAAUCGGCCUGUAUGGAAGCCUACAUUGGUGGGGAGGAGCAGUUUGGCUGUACAACUGGAUGUAAGACACAGCUGCCGGAAAUGGAAAGCAGAGGAGAAAAGAUGAUUCAAGAUCAGAAAGCGGCCUCGUUCUCCGUCUUUGACCUGGUCUCCAGUUUUUGCAACGAUAUCGUCAGCUCUGCUCAGAGUUUUAUUUCUUCCACGUGGACCUUCUAUCUGCAGGCAGAUGAUGGAAAAGUAGUAGUGUUUCAGUCACAACCAGAGGUGGAGUAUCCAGUUCCAGAGGUCCAGGCACCCAAGUCAGAGGUUUUGGAGAAAGCCUGGACAGUCUCUGCCUCCAACACCUUGAAGCCACACACAGGUAAUGCAAGGAUUCAGGAUGGGUCUGAGGCUACCUGCAGCAUCAGAUGA
Molecule: messenger RNA, 563 nt
Organism: Python bivittatus (Burmese python)
Lineage: Eukaryota; Metazoa; Chordata; Lepidosauria; Squamata; Pythonidae
Source: RefSeq, a predicted model, not a curated record